Rhineura floridana is the source of this 7039-nucleotide messenger RNA. It is a transcript of the gene CHFR, whose product is annotated as checkpoint with forkhead and ring finger domains. The record is from RefSeq and is a predicted model, not a curated record. Gene Ontology annotation, molecular function: ubiquitin-protein transferase activity; protein binding. Bases 237 to 2273 code for a protein of 678 amino acids. Gene Ontology annotation, cellular component: nucleus. Gene Ontology annotation, biological process: mitotic cell cycle checkpoint signaling; ubiquitin-dependent protein catabolic process; protein ubiquitination. Lineage: Eukaryota; Metazoa; Chordata; Lepidosauria; Squamata; Rhineuridae. The transcript is spliced from 18 exons.
AGGGGAAGAGGAAGGAGAGGGGGCUGAGGGGGUCUCUCUCCUCCCCACUCCUCUCCCUCAGGGCUUAGGUUUAGGCUGGAUUGGGGUGGGGAUCCUGGCAGUGAAAUGGGGCGCUGGGCAAAAGUUCCUCCAGCCUCGUGAAGAUUCCCCUCCCCGCAAGUUCAGCUCUCCAUCCAGACGGUGCAGAGGCCUUCGGGGGGAGCCUGGAUGCCAACAAGGGGGAGAUGUAAAUCCAGAUGGAGCACUCUGAAGUCAGAAGCCAAAUACAGCAGCCACAGCCUUGGGGGAAGCUGAUCCGGUUGGGGGCUGAGGAAGCAGAGCCCCACCUUUUAUUGCUGAAGAAAGAGUGGACGAUUGGGAGGAAAAAGGGUUGUGACUUGUCCUUCCCUGGCAACAAACUGGUGUCUGGAGAUCACUGUAAAAUAAGAGUGGAUGAAGAAUCUGGUCAAGUAUCAUUGGAGGACACCAGCACUAAUGGAACGGUUAUUAAUAAACAGAAGGUGGUGAAGAAGCAGAUUUGUCCAUUGCAGACUGGAGAUGUGAUCUAUGUUGUUUACAGGAAAAAUGAGCCAGAAAACAAUGUUGCAUAUCUUUAUGAAUCCUUAAACCCAAAACAGGACCCAGCCAAUGAGCUAGUAGAAGCCACCGUCGAAAGCAUGUGCCAUGUGACCAAAGAUACCUCAAGUACCGGGCAAAGCGAUGAUGGGACCUCAAUGGCAUUGCCGCUGUCGGCCAGCCAGGCUAGCUACGACGAACCGCGGCCAUCCACUUCCACAUCAAACCUCUUUAACGCUGCUUCUACCUCUCUCGCUGAGUCAGCUUCCACUGAGCAGGAUAAUCCCUCAACAUCUGGGUCACAAUUGCACGCCUUCAUUCCUGCCCCUUCUUUGCCUACCCUGGAACCAUGUGGUCUGGAAGCAUCACUUAAAUGCAAGCAGCCAAAUGUAAAUACUGAAACUUCUGACACUUCUUCAGGGGACAAAGAGAAAAUGGCGUCAGCUAUACCUGAGCUGAAAAGCAGGGAUGAAGAGGAAGCCUUGGAGCCAGCUAGGAAGAAACUAAAAGCAGGUGGCGAUGCCAGCUCGUAUCUUCAGGUGAUUACUCCAAAUGAAUGUGCAAUUAAAACAGGGCCCAAAGACACCAAGUCAUCCAACGUGAAGCCAGACAAAAUGGAAGAAACACUCACCUGCAUCAUCUGUCAGGAAUUGCUGCAUGACUGCGUCAGCCUGCAGCCAUGCAUGCACACUUUCUGCGCCGCUUGUUACUCAGGAUGGAUGGAACGCUCCUCUCUCUGUCCCACUUGCCGCUGCCCAGUGGAACGCAUCUGUAAAAAUCAUAUUUUGAACAACUUGGUGGAAGCUUAUCUCAUCCAGCACCCAGAUAAGUGCCGUAACGAAGAGGAUGUGCGAAGUAUGGAUGCCCGGAACAAAAUCACUCAAGACAUGCUUCAGCCAAAGGUGCGAAGGUCCUUUUCGGAUGAAGAAGGAAGUUCCGAAGAUUUGCUGGAACUGUCUGAUGUAGACAGCGAAUCCUCUGAUAUUAGUCAGCCAUACAUCGUGUGCCGACACUGUCCAGGAUAUCGUCGGCAAUCGGUUAUGGCUGUUGCCUCCCCAGGCCAGGAAGGAGAAACAGAAGCACGGCAGGCACCAGGGGAUGCACCGUCUACCUCUGCCAACUUUCCAACAGCUGUCCAGGAGUAUGUGUGUCCUUCUCAAGGAAGCCACGUGAUAUGCACUUGCUGUUUCCAGCCGAUGCCAGACCGCAGAGCAGAGCGUGAACAAAAUCCACAUAUCGCCCCUCAGCAAUGCACCAUCUGUCUCCAACCCUUCUGUCACUUGUACUGGGGCUGCAGUCGAGUAGCGUGUUUUGGCUGCUUGGCACCGUUCUGUGAAAUAAACCUUGGUGACAAGUGUUUAGAUGGCGUCCUUAACGGCAAUAACUAUGAAUCGGAAAUUUUAAAGGAUUACCUGGCAUCCAGGGGUUUGACAUGGAAAAACAUGUUAAACGAAAGUCUCCUAGCUCUUCAAAGAGGAGUUUUUAUUUUACCAGAUUAUCGAAUUACUGGAGAAACAGUGCUCUGUUACUGUUGUGGUCUCCGCAGCUUCCGAGAGCUUGCUUAUCAGUACAGGCAGAAUAUUCCUGUUGCUGAAUUGCCAGUGGCUGUCACGUCACGCCCUGACUGCUAUUGGGGGCGCAACUGCCGGACUCAGGUCAAAGCACACCAUGCUAUGAAAUUCAAUCACAUCUGUGAACAAACACGAUUCAAAAACUGAAGGUGUUUGGGGCAUUUAACUCGUCUGAAUACUCGCAGCCUGUAAGAAGGGAGAGGGAAUUAAACUUGAAAUGCUGACCCUACAGUAAUUGUUCCCUCAUAGCAGGGAGUUGGUAACUCUUUUUAUAUCAAGUACUCUGAUGUGAUAUUUUUUAAUUUGUAAAACGUUUUGCAGCUUAUCAGCAGGUCAGUGUUUUUUUUUUUUCUUUUAAAAGGGACAAUGGAACAAGCAAUUUAUUCAUGAUUAGCCUGCCCGAUUCAUCAUGUUUUUGACUUACAAUGUCAUCAGUGGAUUGAAGGGUUCUCAUGGCAUUGAAUAAACUUAAGGGAGAUUUACACUGUGUGGCAGUAACUGCACUGUGACAAUAUAUUGAGACCUAUUUUUUGUGGCAUCAAGAGUGAAGUAGGGGCACCUGGUUAGGUGCAAAAAAUUCCUAGGCAAGAAGUAAGCUUCUCCUUGACUCAUAGUCUAGCAGUGCUACUUAUCCACUCCACCCAAGUGGUGCAGUGCUUUGGACUGUGUCUAUAUGGUCUUGCUAAGGGGAUUGGUUGCAUGACCCAUCAAUCAACAUGGCUGUCAUAAAGAUCAUUGCUUGAUUCAGCCUGGCAUAGCAAGUUGUUACUGGAACCUUGGGAUGCCCUGCCCUCUUUUACACUUGGUCCUAACGGAGGGCUGCAAUAGCCAAUCAAUGCAGUCAGAAUGUAUCCCUUUCAUUAGCAGUGAUGGGAUAAGUUGGGGUAAUCAUUUUUUUCUUUUCUGUUUUGUUGGCUCUUUUGCUUUCCUAGACUCCCUGGGGCCCUGCUUCCCUUCUUUGUCCAUUAGGUAUUUUUGCUUCUUGGACUUGAGACUAGAGUCAAUAGCCAAACAGUCCAUCUUCUUGUUUUUAUAUUCACUGUGCUUUGAGAUCAAAAGAAGAUGCUGUCAUCUUGAGAGCCAUGAACUUCCUUUUACAAAGCAAAUGUAUUUAAUGAUUUUUUUUUAAAAAAAACAGCUAUUAAAGGAGAAGGUGCGGUCAUAUUUUAGAGCAACCCAAUUCUUGCUAACAUUUGCUUCCCUCUACUCAUAGCCCAGCUACGCUAGAAAUUCGUUUGUUCUUCCUUAAUCAGACAAUAAAGCAAUCUCAAGGGUGUUGCAUGUAAUAGGAAUGAUCCAAUCAAAGUUAAGCACUUUUAGGUGCCAUUGCUGUCAAUAGAUCUUAAAAGUUCCUGAUGUUUAUCAAGUUCUGUCCAUAUUCUUAUGUUACCCAAGUUCUUUUCUGUAAACAAAGGAACAAGUGAUUUAUUAUUUUUUUGCGUCUGCUCAUAUGAUAGCCAUUAUGGAAUCACCAUCUUAUUCUAAGCCAGGUGUGGAGAACUUUGGCCCUGCAGAUGUUGCUGAACUACAACACCCAUCAUCCCUGCCAUUGGCCAUUGGGACUAAGGGGAGUUGCAAUUCAGUAAGAUCUAGAGGGCCAAAGGUUCCCCACACAUGUUCUAAGCCAGCCUUUCCCAACUAGUGGGCCACCAGAUGUUGUUGGACCACAAUUCCCAUCUUUCCUGGCCAUUGGCAAUGCUGGCUGAGGCUGAUGGGAGUUGUGGUCCAACAACAUCUGGUGGCCCACUAGUUGGGAAAGGCUUUUUUAAGCAUUUGUAAGCUCUCCUUUUGACUUAGCCUAGCAUAGUAGUACAAAUCACUUGCUAAAUAGGAAUUACCUUUGAAAUUAUCUGUGCAUGAAUACAUUUCUACUUUGCUAAUUGUCCUGUAGAUUGUAACAGUAGACCAAGGCAGCCUUGUAGGGGGGUAGGAUGUAGGAAUAAGUUGCCUCCCCCCCCCUUUUCUGGAAUUAUGUUGCUAAAUUAGCAAUACACUAAACAAUGUUUUUCAUUGUACAUUUUUACAACACAGAUUACUUAAAUAAAAAAAACAGCAGCAAUAUGCUGUCAUACUCAAUAAUAAUGCCAGGAGCCCAGUCUUCCUUUUGUAGUAAUAAAGGGCAUAUGCAACUCAUUAAUCUCCCAUACCCUAAAACAGUAAUGUAGGAAGUGACCCAAAGAGAAAGCCAGCAGGCUGAUCCAGAAUGUAAAUACCUGUCCUAGUGUCCUUUAAGGAUGAAGAUAUUAUGAAAGGAUUGGCCACUUCUAAGCGUGUUAACUUCACUCCUGGCUUUAAAAAAUGUAGAGCUUCCAAAGUGUUCUGGUGUAGCCUGUUUACUAACCACAUCCAACCCAAUUGGUUCUGAUGGUCCUAAUAGAAAACUUUUUUUUCAAAAACAAAACACAAUAAGCUGCUGCUCACUGUAGCCAUAGACCAUUUUUAAGUGGAGCGUACUUGAACCUUAAUGCAAUCGAUGUCUGGACACUCCAGACUGCAUCUGAAACAUGACUUGGUAGAAUUAAAGCUGGGUUCAUUUUCUGAGGACCAGUUCACCCCUUCUUAUUAGUGCUGUGGGAGCCAAUUCCUUGUACCCACUUCCCACACUGUUCCUCUAAUGUUGACUUGGAAGAAGCAGGUGAGCAGAGUGGGAAGAACCUGUACAAAUGCUAUGUUGAUCGACCUCAGUGUGGCCUGUGAUACUUGUUAGGUCCUUCUCGGGUAAAUCCACCUCUCCUAUGUCUUUCUUCCGUUCCACCAUGGGAAUAGCCAUUGAGAAGUGUGUAAGUGUGAAUCAGUUUCCCAAGCCCAUACUAUAUAGUGAUGUCAGUUCCUGAAAGAAUGUUCACCAUGUGCUGCAGAGGUUGGAAAGAGCAAAGGGGAAUACUGCAGUGUGUGAGAAAUGUUACCUGUUAGGAAUCCGAAUUAACUGCUGGAUUUUAUUCUAGAAGAAAAUGGGGAAGAUAAUGUCAGGCAUACGCAGGACACAGCAUAAUGCUUUUAGCUGGUUAUAGUUGUCAUUGUAGCCUAAAUUCAGGGCCUCUCUAAAUAUCACAUUUAAUAACUGUUGUUGAUGAGCACAAAUUUGGCAACUAUAUCCAAUGGAGGAUUAGAAGCAGCUCACUCCCAUGCACGUAGAUUGGUAUUUAAAUAUAAACAUAAAUGUAAGUUUGUGGCAUAGUCCUUGCUUAGCAGGAUUCCCAACUCAUCUAAAACUUACACAGGUGAUCGAUAGACAAAUAUGCAAUAUUAUAAAUUGUCUAAUAGCACAAUUGCACAUCUGCAUAUCUGUAUUGCUGUACUUGUUAGAAAAGAAGUCUGUAUUGGUAAUGCUUUACUGGGCCAUGUAUCCUUUCAGGUUGCAGCUGAUAAUGUUCAUGUCUGAAUGCUUCUCCCAAAUCACAAACACUAGCAUGUCAUGGAGCAGAGGGUUAACUUUGUCUUCCAGCAAUGUUAGUUGCCUUUAUAAAGGGAAUUUUUGCUUUUUCUGUGGGAAAAUUCUCAAACAUGCAGCCCUCUCCCUGAAGCCCAAAUGGUACAGCCCAGGAAAGGACUUAAAUCAGGCAAAUUUCAAAAUCCCGUAUAAAAUUCAUUUAAACUCGUGGGAUAUUACUCCCAGAGUAGCGAAUUCGCAAUCAGUGGGCUAGUUACUAACAUUUAGAGAUGUGAGCAUAUGAGAUUAGGGACGAAAUGUGUAUGUGCAAUCUGUAUGUCCUACAACUUGCAUCUGUAAAGGUUUUGCAACAACAAUGGGUGGCUCUGGCUUUAAAAUGCCUGUUGUGUUCUAUAAAAUAAAUAUUAUGGAACAGUCUAUAUUCUAGUUAUAUCUUUGUACUGUACAGGGAAAAAAAGCUGGUCUGGAAUAAUCCUUGAAAUUUGCAAAUGGAAAAUUUACAUUUAGUUUCACUUCUAAUGCUCGAGUUCUGUUGUGUUUUUAAAGCUUUGGAAGAACAGCUUAAAUGAAUCUUCUUAGGCUGACCAUUUCCAGCUGCUUAGUCUGUUUCACCUCAGGCUGUGCAUGUGAGCAAUUUUUUUGCAUAUGUGGAAAAAGGAGCCCAUUGCACAUUGCAUCCAGAGCUUGCAUUGGCAUUCUGUUGCUUCUUCUUGUAUUCUGGAGUGGCUUCCCGCAGACAUUUUCUGCUUUAUUGCUGGACAGGCUGAAAUUUUUGGGCAGAUUUUUUUUAAAAAGUUGUGCUUUACACUUAUAAUGGUUCAUAUGCUUGUUUUUGUGUACAUUGGUACCAUGAGUAAAAGGAAAUAAGAAACAAUUGGCUGUGCUGCCCGUCAGAACUACCUGUACAUCAGAGGGCUGUGAAUUUGAUACCGCUGCCCUCCUCCUUUAAAUAUAUAUAUAAAAGUAUAAAAAAGAUUAAAUCUACUUUUUCUAUGCAUUAGCUUGAAGUAUUGCAGUGGGAUGAAAAGGGGAUUUUGUGUGUAUGUUGUAUCUUUUUCAAAAGUGAAAAUAUUAAUUUUGCCAAUGUUGGUGGGGCUGGAUUGAUGUUUUAUCUUUAAUAUGCUCUUCAAGUGUUGAAGAGCACCAUUGUCCAUGGGUAUUACAUACUCUUACAUGUUUUAGUCCUUUUUUAAAAAAAACAAAAUGUAUGGUUUGGGCAGGUGAUAUUUUUUAGUUAAUGUGUUAACUCCUUAAACUUGAUGUUUAAAAACUGUAAAUUGUUUGGCAUAAAUUAACCUCUCUAAAUGCAGGCUUCACUGUCCUCCCCCUCUAUGUGAGGGAUAGAGAAACACUGGGAGUUGGAGAUAGUCUGUUCUUAGAUGUUGUACAAAACAGGGAGGAUUAAGUUGUUGCUGAAUAAAGCCCAGUCACCUUCUCCAGGAUCUUCUAUAAAGAAGGUGGGCACAUAGUUCUUCCAACUUUUGGAGGUAAUAUCAACGAUUAAAAAGUUUAUUCAUGGAAA